Laccaria bicolor S238N-H82 is the source of this 2190-nucleotide messenger RNA. RefSeq lists its product as uncharacterized. Gene Ontology annotation, biological process: proteolysis. The record is from RefSeq and is a predicted model, not a curated record. The transcript is spliced from 4 exons. The coding region runs from base 1 to 2190 and encodes 729 amino acids. Gene Ontology annotation, molecular function: aspartic-type endopeptidase activity. NCBI's taxonomy places the organism in Eukaryota, Fungi, Basidiomycota, Agaricomycetes, Agaricales, Hydnangiaceae.
AUGUGGAGGAGGACUUGCCGCCCAUCUCGUCUGUGCUGGCUGUGGGCGUUACGCGUGCCUUUCUUUGCCCUUCCGUUCCUCUCUCACUUGUGGAUAGCAUCAACAUCAUGCUCAACAUCCUCCUGCUCCCAAUCAAGCGGACACCUCUACAACCCAAGCGGAUCAUCCACCUCUACAGGGCUCAAUUUUCAAAUCAACUACAUCCAGGGCACCGUACAAGGUCCCAUCGUCUGGGACACAGUUACUGUAGGCGGGUAUACAAUAGAUAGUCAAGCGCUCGCGGCAGCAGCAUCAGUAACGAACGAACCCCUCUCCUCAACCUUCAACGGCCUCCUAGGCCUCGCCCUCCCAUUAAACAGCGUCAUCGCCUCCCUCAUCCCACCCGUCACAGGCAACUCACCCGACGGAGCAGCGUGGGCUUCAAACCUCUUCUCCAUAACACCCACCACAUCCGCCGCCUCCUCCCGCUUCCUCUCCCUCUCCCUCUCCCGCCCCGGCUCGAAUCGCGUCCCCGCGUUAUUAGGCAUAGGAAGGCAUCCAUCCGCGUUAGUCAGCGAUCCAAGUGCGAUACGGUACUCGACGCUCGUAAGCGAAAGGGAAGGGACGUUGUUCUGGAAAGUGAGCGUUAGGGCGAUAACGGUGUACGUUAAUGGCGUGCCGAUGCCUGUGGAGGUUGGACGCUCGAAUACGGGUGCUGUUUUCCCGAGUGCUGUUGUUGAUUCGGGGGUUCCGUUGAUUUUGACGACGUCGGCGGUGGCGAAUGCGAUUUAUGGUGCUAUUGGGAUAAGUCCGGGUAGUGAUGGGAAUUAUUACGUCCCAUGCACGACACCUCUAAACCUAACCAUCACCCUCGACGACCGCCCCGAAAUCCCAUUACACCCUUUGGAUCUAACAACCGAACCACCAACAGGGAACCAAGCCCAGUUCUGCACGGGCCUUAUCCAAGCUGACAAUGCGGACCUUGCAGUGGCGAAUAACAAAAUUGGGGAUAUGAUUUUGGGAGUCCCGUUCAUGAGGAACGUGUACACCGUUAUGGCGUAUACGCAACCUAAUUCUGACGGUUCCUUCCCCUUGGCUUCGAAUGCCUCUUCCUCUUCGUCCUCCUCCUCCUCCUCCUCGGCAGCGGCUGCAGUGGGCCUUUCGAGCACACAGAUCCAGCCCCGGUUGGGGUUCCUCCCAUUGACAGAUCCAACCAUCGCACUCCAGGAAUUCCGGACUGUCCGGGUUUUGAACCAGCCCAUCUCAUCUGGCACCGGAGGAGGAGCGGGGGGAGGAGGUGCUGGCUCGUCCUCGUCUUUUCACGCAGAGGGGGGGAAGAAGUUGUCAGUGGGGAUCAUCGCGCUUCUUGGCCUCGUCGGCUUUUUCGUCGUUUGUCUUGGCAUGUUUGGGGUGUGGUGGUUCGUUGUCAGACGGCGGUAUGUGAGGGAAAAAGCUGGUGUUGGCGUUGGUGACCUAGGAGGGGGAGGGGGGAAAGCGGGGUAUGCGUUGGCCGAUAUGCCGAGUGAAGAUCGACUUCGGGCCAUGCGGUACGAGGCGUAUUUGAGGAAAGAGGAGAGGGUUACGUCUGGGUCUACGAUGAGCAGUGGACAGACUAGGGUUGGUGGCGGUGCAGGUGGUGGUGGCGGUGCAGGUGGUGGUGGUGUUGAUGAGAAUGGGAAUAAUAAAAAGUUUGGUGAUGAUGAACGAGAGGAAGACAUUGAUAUUUGGGAUCCGAAGACUGCGUUGGCCUGGGGUGGGGAUGAUACACUCGUCGGCAAUCGGACAUCCAAAGCUUCCCUUGGACAAAACACCACCUCCUCGCCACCACUGCACGCCCGCACACGAAGCGAAUUCGGGAUGAUUGAUAAAAGCCAACAACUUGGAAUGGGCGCUGCGUUCCCCCUUUUGGGUAUGGGGCUGGGGUACGAAUCUCAUCCGCAUCAUCACCACCAGCCAUCGGACGAUUUUCCGGUUGGGGAUACGGGGGAUGAUUUCAACUUUACGUCGUUGUCUGAGCUUGAUCAUCAGCAUCGGCGGGAAGAGGGGAUGGAGGAAUUCGGUGUGGGAGGAGGAGGAGGAGGGGGGAUGGCGGGGGUGGGUACUGCGUCGAGGACGAGUAAGAUUGAUUCGGUGUUUCAGAGGGAUAGUGUGGUUAGUGCUGGGACUGUUGUUGCCCCAGGGGAGAGGUAUUCGACGGGCUCUGUGCUGUGA